UGCACUUUGGAUGUCCCCUUAGACAUGUGCAUCUGCUGUGGAAGCUUCCAGGUGUACACACAGCACCCUCUGUUUGAGGGAGGGAUGUGCGCUCCCUGCAAGGACAGGUUCCUGGAUUGCCUCUUCUUGUACGAUGACGACGGGAACCAGUCCUACUGCUCCAUCUGCUGCUCCGGAGAAACGCUGCUCAUCUGCGAAAACCCGGACUGCACCCGGUGCUAUUGUUUCGAGUGUGUUGACACCCUGGUCAGCCCCGGGACCUCAGAGAAAGUUCAAGCCAUGAGUAACUGGGUGUGCUUCCUGUGCCUGCCUUUCCCCCGCAGCGGGCUGCUGCAGAGGAGGAGGAAGUGGCGGGGCUGGCUGAAGGCCUUCUACGACCAGGAGGCGGAGAGUCCCCUUGAGAUGUAUAAAACUGUGCCUGUGUGGAAAAGAGAGCCAGUCCGGGUACUGUCCCUUUUUGGUGACAUCAAGAAAGAGCUAACGAGUUUGGGCUUUUUGGAAAACGGUUCUGACCCAGGAAGACUGAAACAUUUGGAUGAUGUCACCAACACAGUGAGGAGGGACGUGGAAGAAUGGGGUCCGUUCGACCUCGUGUAUGGCUCUACACCCCCCCUCGGCCAUGCCUGUGACCAUCCUCCUGGGUGGUACCUGUUCCAGUUCCACCGCCUCCUGCAGUACGCGAGGCCCCGGCCGGGCAGCCCGCGCCCCUUCUUCUGGAUGUUUGUGGACAACCUCGUGCUGACCGAAGAUGACCGGGAUGUGGCCACUCGCUUCCUGGAGACCGACCCCGUGACCAUCCAGGACAUCUGCAGCAGAACCAUCUGGAAUGCCGUGCACGUGUGGAGCAACAUCCCAGCUGUGAAAAGCAGGCACUCAGCCCUGGUUUCCCAGGAGGAAUCCUCCCUGCGGGCUCAGGACAGGCAGAGAGCAAAGCCCCCCACCCAGGGGCCAGCCAAGCUGGUGAAGAAUUGUUUUCUCCCCCUGAGAGAAUAUUUCAAGUAUUUUUCAACAGAACUCACUUCCUCUUUAUAAAUGAGUCACUAUACUUUGAAAAAAAAUGACUUUUCCUAGAACAAAGACAACUUUCCUUAUAUUGUCUCUUUUUUCCUCUUUGUUAUUUCAUCUGCUUGACGGUGGAUUUUCCAUGGUUGCUACAGACCCGUCUUCCCUUUGGGUCUGGAGACGCAGGGCCCCGACCCACCAUGCCCUUCAAAGAAUGGGGGGAAA
Molecule: messenger RNA, 1227 nt
Organism: Ceratotherium simum simum (southern white rhinoceros)
Lineage: Eukaryota; Metazoa; Chordata; Mammalia; Perissodactyla; Rhinocerotidae
Gene: DNMT3L
Product: DNA methyltransferase 3 like
Biological process (GO): negative regulation of DNA-templated transcription
Cellular component (GO): nucleus; cytoplasm
Molecular function (GO): enzyme activator activity
Source: RefSeq, a predicted model, not a curated record